Epinephelus moara (kelp grouper) is the source of this 1149-nucleotide messenger RNA. RefSeq names its product ependymin-like. NCBI's taxonomy places the organism in Eukaryota, Metazoa, Chordata, Actinopteri, Perciformes, Serranidae. The record is from RefSeq and is a predicted model, not a curated record. Gene Ontology annotation, biological process: cell-matrix adhesion. The transcript is spliced from 6 exons. Bases 83 to 751 code for a protein of 222 amino acids. Gene Ontology annotation, cellular component: extracellular region; lysosome. Gene Ontology annotation, molecular function: calcium ion binding.
AGGUAUAUAUGGAGGUAUGUGUCGUCCCCUGAGACCAGAGUGCUCACAGGUUCACGCCGUCUGACUCCUAAAGCUUCUCAAGAUGAACUUCAUCAGUAUGCUGUCCUGCCUCAGCCUGGUGCUGGCUGCUGUUGCUGCCCAGGCACCAAAGCCCUGCGUUUCUCCCCCGCUGAUGAGUGGAGGCUUCACUUUGAUGGAUCCCAGUGGAGUCUACACAGCCGUGGGAACAAUAAGCUAUGACGCUUUUGGUAAGAGGAUGCGGGUUAGAACCUACCCGCUUGUCGCCAAUCAGACCUCUUCUAUGGACCAGCUGAUGCUUUUCAACCAGAAAGUCUACUAUGAGAUCGACUGGAGCAGAUUCUCUUGCAAGAAGAAAGCACUGGAUACUACCUUCGUUCCCAUGCAAGUUCCCUCUAAUGCUCAAAACAUGGGUCAGGUUUUCAUGGGCUCCUCUUCUUCCUGGGGUAUGGGUGUGCUGGUCAAUAACUGGAAUGGAGAACUGCCACAGAACGGCAUGUAUUCGUUUGUCUUCACUGAGACUGGCUGCAUCCCUCUGACUAUGUCUGUCCACACUCCAGCAUCUGGAUGGUCCAUGAUCAGCACCUACAACUGGGUUUUGGGCAACACAGACCCCAUGGACUACACCCCUCCUUUCUUCUGUGCCAAGUCUAAACUGGAGGAGGAGGAGACACCAGAUACCUUCUUCACUGCCAUUCAGUCUCUGGCCAGGAAGACCAAGAGAGAGCAGUAGACAUCUGGAGCAUCUCACCAAGAUAAUCACUGAUAUUGCUCCUUUUACGGCAGCGGAGCUAAAUUUGACCCAAAUUAUUCAGUAUAUAUUUAUCAUAGUAUGUAGUUCUGUAGAGAUUAAUGUGAUUUCCGAUAUUGUUUUAACCUGCUAUACCACCUGACAGCACAACUAGUCACAGCGAUGUACGUGUGAAAAUCCUUUUAACACACUUAACACACAUAAUAGGGUAAAACCCAAACUCAUUCAACAUAGUAGGAGCAAAUCCAGGUUUUAAGUGUGAAAUUUGGAGGUACACUAUGACAGCUAAGUAAAGGAGACCUUUCAAUAACAACUUAUAGCUACAUCCCAGCUAUGUCUUCUGUCUCUGUCAUCCUCUUCAAUAAAAUCAAUUAAAAGCA